This is a messenger RNA of Ceratotherium simum simum (southern white rhinoceros), 1436 nucleotides long. It is a transcript of the gene METTL23, whose product is annotated as methyltransferase 23, arginine. Gene Ontology annotation, cellular component: cytoplasm; nucleus. Lineage: Eukaryota; Metazoa; Chordata; Mammalia; Perissodactyla; Rhinocerotidae. The record is from RefSeq and is a predicted model, not a curated record.
CCUGGCAGCGCGGCGCCCUCCGCUGCUCCCGGACCGCCCCGGGGCCAGCGACUGCCCUCCGGGCGAGCGUGGCCUCCGAGGACAUGUGGUCCGGGCCCAGCGCUUUCGGUUCUCGGAGGAGCCGGGCCCGGGAGCCGAGGGGGCCGUGCUGGAGGUCCACGUCCCGCAGGUCCUGCAUCUCCAAUAUGGAAUGUAUGUUUGGCCCUGUGCUGUGGUCCUGGCCCAGUACCUGUGGUUUCACAGAAGAUCUCUGCCAGGCAAGGCUGUCUUAGAGAUAGGAGCUGGAGUGAGCCUUCCAGGAAUUACAGCUGCAAAAUGUGGUGCCGAAGUAACACUGUCAGACAGUUCAGAGCUGCCUCACUGUCUAGAAGUCUGUCGGCAAAGCUGCCAAAUGAAUAACCUGCCACAGGUGCACAUUGUAGGACUAACAUGGGGUCACAUGUCGCAGGAUCUUCUGGCUCUACCACCACAAGAUAUUAUUCUUGCAUCUGAUGUGUUCUUUGAACCAGAAGACUUUGAAGACAUUUUAACUACAGUAUACUUUUUGAUGCAAAAGAACCCCAAGGUCCACUUAUGGUCUACUUACCAGGUAAGAAGUGCUGACUGGUCACUUGAAGCUUUGCUCUACAAGUGGGAUAUGAAAUGUGUCCACAUUCCUCUGGAGUCUUUUGAUGCAGACAAGGAAGAUAUAGCAGAAUCUACCCUUCCAGGAAGACAUACUGUUGAAAUGCUGGUCAUCUCCUUUGCAAAGGACAGUGUCUGAAUUACACCUACAAGCUGUUUUGGGACAAGGUCAAUACUGAUUAGCAACCUGGUAUGCCAACUACGACUCAAACCACUUUAGCUUCUUGAGUACAAGCAGUACCAUCUGAAGAUGGUCAGAUCUGCUGGCCUGAGAUUAUGGUGGGUCAUCUAGACAACACUCAUGGGUUAUGUAGCCAUGAAAACAAAAAUUAAAACAUCUAUAAGAAAAAGGACUUGGAUUGUUCCUAAGUCAUCAAAAUAGGGCGUAAGUUAGGUUGUGAGAGAAGGGGGUACCCACAACCUCGACAAAGUGCUACCUUAGAGCACUGCUUUUAGGGAUAGUGGGUGCUGAACUGGCAUUUCUACUUUUUAACUUAGGAAAAAAGGUCAGUUACUAGACGUUUAACUUUCAUACUAUACACUCAGUAACAUUAACAAGAUAAUUACACAGGUCUUUUGAAUAAAGGGGGGAAAAAAAAGACCAAGACAUAUUCUGAGAAAAGCUAACACCAAGAAAACGUUUUAAUUAAACUACAGCAACAAUGGUCAUAAUACAGAAUAUUCAAUAAUGAGCAAAAAGAUACACCAUGUUAUAAAGUACUUACAAAGUUACAAACCAUUUGCUUCCUUAACAUUUUCCAUAUUUUAAGUUCAUACAUGAAGAUGAUCAGAUUUACCAUUUUUAGGGGAGA